Messenger RNA from Cucumis melo (muskmelon), 715 nucleotides. RefSeq names its product 40S ribosomal protein S20-2-like. The record is from RefSeq and is a predicted model, not a curated record. NCBI's taxonomy places the organism in Eukaryota, Viridiplantae, Streptophyta, Magnoliopsida, Cucurbitales, Cucurbitaceae. Gene Ontology annotation, biological process: translation. Bases 130 to 498 code for a protein of 122 amino acids. The transcript has 4 exons. Gene Ontology annotation, molecular function: RNA binding; structural constituent of ribosome. Gene Ontology annotation, cellular component: cytosolic small ribosomal subunit; ribosome.
AUAGCUCCCGAAUCAUAUAAAUUGUAAUAUCGUCACUCUCGUUCUCCUUCUUUCAGAGGCAGCUGGAUACGCAAUUGUUGAGAUCUCCUUCGCACCCGCCGUCCCAGAUUCAUUUUGGAAACAGGAAGUAUGGCGUACGCAGCAAUGAAACCAACUAAGCCAGGCUUAGAAGACACACAAGAGCAAAUCCAUAAGAUCAGGAUUACACUCUCCUCCAAAAAUGUCAAGAACCUCGAGAAAGUCUGCGCCGAUUUGGUUCGUGGUGCGAAGGACAAGAGGUUGAGGGUGAAGGGACCAGUGAGAAUGCCCACUAAAGUUCUCCACAUCACAACCAGAAAAUCUCCAUGUGGUGAAGGUACCAACACAUGGGACAGAUUUGAACUUCGUGUUCACAAGCGAGUUAUUGACCUUUUCAGCUCUGCUGAUGUAGUGAAGCAGAUUACCUCCAUCACCAUUGAACCUGGGGUGGAGGUUGAGGUCACCAUCGCCGAUCAAUGAGUGCACUCUUUUUCAUGUUUCGACUAUUUUUAGUUUCAUUAGACAGCUGUUACUUUUUUGGGUUUGGAACAUACCUGUCAGGUCAUUGGGGUUUAAAUGCAAUAGUUGUUCCCAUUAUAUGUUGAAAUUAAAGACAUUGAUAGAGUUUUCAAUUCCUGGCAAAUUUUUCUUGCUUUAGAACUAAUGUUAAUUUUUCUAUCUAUGCAGAUUUUGUAUC